Molecule: messenger RNA, 981 nt
Organism: Arabis nemorensis
Lineage: Eukaryota; Viridiplantae; Streptophyta; Magnoliopsida; Brassicales; Brassicaceae
Source: the annotation of a GenBank genome assembly
AUGCUGUCGGACAAUGAGAUGGGUUUGGUAUUAGCUGUAUCGUCGAGUGUAUUCAUAGGUUCAAGCUUCAUUUUGAAGAAGAAAGGUCUCAAACGUGCUGCUGCUAAUGGCACCCGAGCUGGAUUUGGAGGUUAUACAUAUUUGCUAGAGCCACUUUGGUGGGUAGGCUUGGUGACAAUGACUUUUGGAGAAAUUGCCAACUUUGUGGCUUACGUUUAUGCACCGGCUGUAUUAGUCACCCCUCUUGGUGCAUUAAGUAUUAUCAUCAGUGCUGUUUUGGCACAUUUCCUACUAAACGAAAAACUUAGAAAAAUGGGAGUUUGGGGAUGUGUUUGUUGCAUCGUGGGUUCGGUUAUGAUCGUCAUUCACGUGCCUCAAGAACAGACUCCGAAUUCUGUUGAAGAAAUCUGGAAACUAGCAAUGCAACCAGCUUUUCUAAUUUACGUAGCCAUUUCUAUGUCGAUUGUCCUGGCUUUGAUUCUGUACUGUGAACCUAUCUGCGGCCAAACCAACAUUCUUGUUUAUAUCGGAAUAUGUUCUUUGAUGGGUUCUCUCACAGUAAUGAGCAUAAAAGCCGUGGGGAUUGCGAUAAAGCUAACAUUAGAGGGGAUAAACCAGAUUUGGUAUCCAGAGACUUGGUUUUUUAUAAUGGUUGCAGCAAUAUGUGUCAUUAUGCAAAUGAUUUACCUGAACAAGGCGCUGGACACGUUCAACGCAGCAAUUGUGUCUCCAAUCUACUAUGUAAUGUUCACAACCCUUACAAUUGUUGCUAGUGCGAUCAUGUUCAAGGACUGGUAUGGGCAAAACACAGACAGUAUAGCCUCUGAGAUUUGUGGAUUCAUCACUGUACUUACAGGAACUGUUAUACUUCAUGCCACACGAGAAGAGGAACAAGCUUCGUCAGGAACAAUAAGAUGGCAUGAUUCAACAAAGAGCUUUAACGAAGAACAUCUCAUAAGUUUGUACAGUCCUGAGUAUUAG